Molecule: messenger RNA, 2511 nt
Organism: Dipodomys ordii (Ord's kangaroo rat)
Lineage: Eukaryota; Metazoa; Chordata; Mammalia; Rodentia; Heteromyidae
Gene: Pdk4
Product: pyruvate dehydrogenase kinase, isozyme 4
Exons: 11
Coding region: 175-1413 (412 amino acids)
Biological process (GO): protein phosphorylation; regulation of glucose metabolic process
Cellular component (GO): mitochondrion
Molecular function (GO): pyruvate dehydrogenase (acetyl-transferring) kinase activity
Source: RefSeq, a predicted model, not a curated record
CCCAGUGCCGGUACCCCCGCCCCCCCGCCCCUCAGCCUUGAGUCCGCACCUGUUAUUGCCCCGGGACGCACCGCGCCUGCUCCUCAGCCCCAAGUUCUGCUGCCACCGGCCUUCUGCGCUCAAGCCGGCUCCAGAGCCCAGCCGCUGCUCGCGCCAGGCCCGGCAGGCAGCGAGAUGAAGGCGGCCCGUUUUGUGAUGCGCAGCGCGAGCUCUCUGAGCAGCGCGGGCCUGGUACCCCUGGAGGUCGAGCGGUUCUCGCGCUACAGCCCGUCCCCGCUGUCCAUCAAGCAGCUGCUGGACUUCGGUUCAGAAAAUGCAUGUGAAAGAACUUCUUUUGCAUUUUUGAGACAAGAGUUACCUGUGAGGCUAGCCAAUAUUCUGAAGGAAAUUGAUAUUCUUCCUAACCGAUUAUUAAAUACUUCUUCAGUGCAGUUGGUCAAAAGCUGGUAUAUCCAAAGCUUGAUGGAUUUAGUAGAAUUCCAGGAGAAAAGCCCAGAUGACCAGAAAGUUUUAUCAGACUUUGCAGACACUCUCAUCAAAGUUCGAAACAGGCAUCAUAAUGUAGUUCCUACAAUGGCCCAAGGAAUCAUAGAGUAUAAAGACACCUGCACAGUGGACCCAAACACCAAUCAAAACCUUCAGUACUUUUUGGAUCGCUUUUACAUGAACCGUAUUUCUACUCGAAUGCUGAUGAACCAGCACAUUCUGAUAUUCAGUGACUCAAAAACAGGAAACCCAAGCCAUAUUGGAAGCAUUGAUCCAAACUGUGAUGUGGUGGCAGUUAUUCAAGAUGCCUUUGAGUGCUCAAAGAUGCUCUGCGAUCAGUAUUAUUUAACAUCUCCUGAAUUAAAGCUCACGCAAGUGAAUGGAAAAUUUCCAGGCCAGCCAAUUCAUAUUGUUUAUGUUCCUUCUCACCUUCAUCAUAUGCUCUUUGAACUCUUCAAGAAUGCAAUGAGGGCAACAGUUGAACACCAGGAAAAUUGUUCUUCCCUUACACCAAUUGAGGUGAUUGUCGUCCUGGGGAAAGAAGACCUUACCAUUAAGAUUUCUGACCGAGGAGGUGGUGUUCCUCUGCGGAUUACUGAUCGCCUCUUUAGUUACACAUAUUCCACAGCGCCAACUCCUGUCAUGGAUAAUUCCCGGAAUGCUCCUUUGGCUGGUUUUGGUUAUGGCUUGCCAAUUUCUCGUCUCUAUGCCAAGUACUUUCAAGGAGAUCUGAAUCUGUACUCUCUGUCAGGAUAUGGAACAGAUGCAAUCAUCUACUUAAAGGCUUUAUCUUCUGAGUCUGUGGAAAAACUCCCUGUCUUUAACAAGUCAGCUUUCAAACAUUAUCAGAUGUGUUCUGAGGCCGAUGACUGGUGUAUCCCAAGUAGGGAACCAAAGAACCUGGGAAAGGAAAAAGUGGCCAUGUGAAGAGGGACACUGGGGACACUUUAUGGGAUCAAAGUGGGCCUAUGGUAAUGCUGCUUCUUGAAUCUUUUUGUGUGAGCUCCUGAUUCCACGAAAACAACAAAAAUGUUGUUCCAAUGAGGAAUGGAGUUGAGAUGUAUGACGCAGGAGAAGACAGAGCAGAACUACAGGAAAUAUGUGUGGCCUGCUCCUUGUUUGGUAGCAUAGAAUAGUUUGUGAGUUACUCUAAAUCCUGAAGUAGUCAAGUCUCCUUUCUAUCUCUUUGCCAACAAGCAUGGGGAGGAGAGCAGACAUGAAGACAGAAAUUAGCAACUGCAAUAGGCUCAUAUUUUAGACAUCAAAAUAUAUUGAGAUUUAACCAAUCUCAGUUGUCAAGGUACCAGCAUUUUCCUGCCAUGCCAAGAUUAGAGUUUAGUUUACACAUAUGAUUAGAAAUGUAUGUAAAAAUACAUUUCGCAUAUAUUUAUAGGCUCUGGGGAGGAAAAGAUACUGACUAAAAUAUUGUUCACUUUGAAUGUGGGGGAAUGAAUAAAACAUCUUAUUCAAAGUUGCAACCAAGGCAUCGGGGCCAAUGUGAGAUAUCAGAAAAAAGCCUCUUCUGAUCAGUACAGCUCUUUUAUGAGUUGCUUUUCCUGUUCAUGCUUCAAGCAAUAACUGAAUGCUUAUUGCCAGGUGCCUAAUCUCAGAGGAAUUGUUCAAUGUGUACUGGGUUAGAGUGAGGGAAAGACUGCCAAAGUGAGCUUAGAACUCUGUCUUCCCUAACUUGUUUCUAAAUUAAGUAGCAGAUAGGGAAGACUUGUGUUAAAGGAAGAAAUCAUGUACUCAGAGAAUCUAAUGCAUUACAUAGGGGCUGUUCUCUAAACCUGACGGAUGGCAACUGAAAAGCAUACAUUUUCUAGGCUUGAGAAGAUGUACUUUAAUAUAUUUACUUGUAUUCUGUAUACUCCAACACAAACUUGUUCAUUAAUAAAUUUCUGGGUUUCAAAUGGCUCAAGAACAUGAAAAUUCAAAGUACUUCUUAGAGUAUUUUUUUAAACAAAUAGGCCAAGUAAGAAGUUCUCAUGCCAGGCUGCAUUUAUGCUUCGAGCACCAGUGAAUGGG